This is a messenger RNA of Cantharellus anzutake, 378 nucleotides long. RefSeq lists its product as uncharacterized. The transcript is spliced from 2 exons. Bases 1 to 378 code for a protein of 125 amino acids. Lineage: Eukaryota; Fungi; Basidiomycota; Agaricomycetes; Cantharellales; Hydnaceae. The record is from RefSeq and is a predicted model, not a curated record.
AUGCCCGUGCCUAACUUGCCCAACAUAGAACUCCGUCAAAUCUCCACCGUUUGGGAUGUUCUUGGUACCGUCAGAAUCUGGUUUUAUAGUCGUGAAAUCGGGUAUCCGAGCCGGCUCUGCCUGUGGGCGAUUAUCCUGCCUACAACGGCAGGACUUGAACCUGCAUUCCUUGCAGUCAACUUUUUGUCGGCAUAUGGGGCUAUCGUUGGCGCUACCACUAUCGCGCCUCAUCAUGAAGAAGUAGUGGAGAGAAAGAUGAAUUGGAAGGGUGUUGGGGUGAUGGCAGGACUUGAACCUGCACUCCUCCGGCCUGCCCAUGGACUUAUGGAGGCUACCAUUGGCGCUACCACUAUUGCACCUCACCAUCCCAAAAGGUAG